This is a messenger RNA of Pelodiscus sinensis (Chinese soft-shelled turtle), 2230 nucleotides long. The record is from RefSeq and is a predicted model, not a curated record. NCBI's taxonomy places the organism in Eukaryota, Metazoa, Chordata, Testudines, Trionychidae.
AUGACUGUGCGUCCCACUGCCACCAGCAACAUUCUUCUGAGCUCUGGGUCAUGUUCCUCUUUCUUCUUUGCCUUUGGCUUGUAUUUCAGAGAUUGCCUGUGUGUCUUCAGCACUGCUGCCCAGCAGAGAAGCACAGGAGAUGAGUGUGGCCCAGAGGAUCCCUGCGAUGAGCCGAGGCAUCCCCUUUCUGAGCGAGCUCUAGAGCUCAAAGCCAGCAAAUUGGAAGAACAAGUUCGUGAUUUAACUGAACGAUAUCGGAAAGCCGUGGCGGAUUCUGAAAAUGUCCGGAGGAGAACACAGAAGUUCGUGGAAGAUGCCAAGCUGUUUGGAAUCCAGAGUUUUUGCAAGGAUCUGGUGGAAGUGGCAGAUAUCUUGGAGAAGACAACUGAGAGCACUACAAGAGAAGCAGAGCCUAGUGACCCGAAACCAACCCUCAAGAAGAUCUGUGAAGGCCUCUCUCUCAUAGAGGCUAAAAUGCAAAGUGUAUUUGCCAAGCACGGCCUUCAGAAGAUGAACCCAAUUGGUGGCAAAUAUGAUCCUUACGACCAUGAAAUAGUCUGCCAUGUGCCAGCAGAAGGAAUGCAGCCGGGCACAGUGGCACUAGUGACUCAGGACGGGUAUAAACUCCAUGGUCGUACUAUCAGACACGCACAUGUUGGUGUGGCAGUAGAGUCGCAGGAGUGAUGUGGCUGCAUCCUUGGGGAUCUGGGACCUUUAUGAGCUGAGGACUCUGCCACACACUGGUGAUAACAGCUGCAUGUCUUUUCUUUAUUUAUUAAGCUAGGCUUGUAUUGUACAUUGGCUUCUUCACAACAUGUGCAGUCAUCUUGGCUUUAAUUCCAAGAAGAUCAGUUAUUUAAUGAUACUUUUCUGAGAGUAUAUGGAGUAAUUCUGGGAGUCCUGCUAUUUGCCAGAAGCAUGUGGCACUGCUAGCCCCUUUCUCUGUUGGAUUCAGGUAUCUAUUAAAACUUGCACUGGGGAAGAGGGACUUGGAGAGAGAGAGAGAGAGAGAGAGUGUGUGAGAGCUAGGAAUUUCUGCCUUCUGAUCCCAGCUCAAACAUACUCUUUCUGUGGCUUUGGGCAAGUCACUUAGCCACUCUGCCUCAGUUUCCCUUCAUGUAAAAUAGGGAUAAAAUUAAUACUUACUGCCUCGCAGGGGCGUUGUGAAGAUGAAUAUUUGAGAUGCACUUUAGAGUUGAAGACCUCUAAGUGCUAAAUAUUAUUAUGAGACUCUUUUGUGGUCUUUUUUUUCCCUAUUUUUCUUAGGCAGAGAGCUGUAGAAAGGUCUGCUGUUUUCAGCCAGACUUUUCUCAUCUCUGUUCAGAAAGUAAUUCUGAAUUAACAAAGCCUUAAUAAUCUUGUAUUUUAAUAUGUAAGAAGGUUUUUUAAAAUUCAGUUGAAACGAUCAGACUAAUGUUUACUCUCCAACAAAUACUUCAGACUUGUCUGCUUCUUAUUGAAGUAACAGUAAGUAACACCAGAAAGGAGGAGCAGAAAUUAUUUUCAAGUCUUAGCCAAUGAACAAAGAUGUAGGCCUGUUCUCAAACAAGAAUUGCAUUGAAAGCAGGGAAAUCUCUAUCCCUAGAUCACUUGUGCUGCAGCUUCCAAGCUCCAGAAACGGUUCACUUUUUAUCUGUCCCAAAAAGGAAAAUGAUCUCUUAUUUUGUCAUUCACCACCUAAUUGCUACACAAUUAACAUUAGUUACUUUUCCCAAUCCUAAUUCAGAGCCUAAUUCUAUCUGGCUGAGGAUAGACAUCAAAUUUGGGCUUUAUUUCAUUUUUUUUAGAUGGAAGGAGGGAAGUCUUAGCAAAAGCUCCAAGUGUCUUUAAAUCAGUUGCAGCAACAAUUUUGAGCAAGUGAAGAGAAACUGGGAUCCAAGUGCUAACCAAGAUCAGAAGCUGGUCUGAAAGGUUUUUGUUCAAGGCAGUUUGGUGUGGUCUGGUGAAAGAUUAUGGGGCAUGUGUAUCUCUGCUGAACAGUUCUUGUGUGAUAGCUUCAGCUAAACUGAAAGGAUAGGUAAACUCAUCCCCAGCAUGACUGAUUUACUAGAAGCUAAUGUGUAUCUGGGAGCUAACAUGGAAUCCACCCCCCUCCUUUUUUUUAUGAACAGUGCAAGAAAUAGUGGAAGAGAAGGCCCCCUGUGCUAUCAGAUGCACUAUAAAAGGCAUGGAGAAUGAACAGUUGUGCUUUCAGGAGGCUUCCUGCUAAGGAAGGAAUUCUUGCCCUCUC